AUGGCCGACAACGAAGCGCACGCCGCUCUUCCAGAGCUCCCGCAUCCACCUGCCGCGAAUCCGGAUGCCCAAGCUACAGUCAAUGACUUCCUUGACUACACCGAGUACUUUCCAGCCGAUCUGGCGCGAUCCAUGAGCCUCAUCCAGGAUCUGAAGCGAACUUGUCUCAAUGCCACCGAUGCAGUCCACCAGCUCACAGAAGUCUAUAGCAGACUUCCCACCAUACCCGGGCCUGAGCGCCCCGACCCCGUCGCUCUACGCAAGCAGAUUGCCUCUGCGCUGAACCAGGCAUUGUACAGCCAACAACUGGCUGCGACCGAAUCUGCCCGCUUGACUGAGGUGGCAAGCCGCUAUGUGCGUCGCCUUACAGUCAUCAGGAAGAAGCUGGAAGCAGCACCCCAACCCCCGUCGCGCGAUCCCACGCCUGCACCCGUGUCUCCCAAAGCUUCGCGCUCUUUGGCUCGGCCCUACGAGAACACGCCUCGCCUGAACCUGCACUUUAGCCAUGGCGCGAGCACCUCGAAUCGCAAAGGCCACCCGUCUGCCACAGGGAGAGCAGAUUCGAGAGCGAGCACAUCCGAUUCGGAUACUGAUACUUCGGAUCUCAGAGCGGCACGGCUCGCGUCCAUCAAAUUGAAGGGACCGAAGGAGAGGACACCCAGGCCCCCGAAGCCGGUCCGACCACGUGUAACGGGCCCAGCACCCAUUUCGACCAGCACUGCGCUUGCAAUGCUGUCUCCACCGCCGCCAGAUGCUAAACCCGGAAGCAAGUAUGCGCCUUGGUUUAAAUUGACGGAGUAUGAAAUGGCCGUUCUUCGUAAGUCGAUGAAGAAAAACGCACUCUGGACACCGAGCGAUACUAUGAUUCGGCGGGAGUUAGAAAAGAAGGGGCGUGGCCAUUUCUACUACGAACAGGCGAAGGCACGUUGCGAGGCUACGGGUGAAGAGUUGCUUGACGAGGAACCCUACCAAUCCUCUUCGACGAAGCUCCCACUCGUAACACCUUCUGAUACCGUAGUCAAUGGGGACCACCUCGCAACGCCCGUUGCUCCCCUUAGAGAUUCGUUAAAAGAAGACACGUCGACUGUGAAUAAAGGGAUGAAGCUGAAUGAGGCCAAAGAAGCCAAGAGAGCGAAGCGAGAGUCUCAACGUGAGAUGGCUAUGCGUGACGCGCAAUCGUUGGUAGACACGGCACGAAAGGUAGAGCAAGCGGCAGAGAGUCUCAAGGAACUGAAUUUUCCCUCUGAGCCGGUUACGGUGACGCCAACGAGGAGAUCGUCAGCAGCAGCUGCAAAUAAGAGAAAACGUGAUUCCUCGUCCGCGCCAAUAACCGAGACUUCUGGCAGGACAAGAGAAGCAUCUCACGUUUCCAGAGAUAGCUCCAAACCUCCAGAAGCAAAAAGGAUGCGGAUGACAAACCUGUCAAUCAUACCACCACCGCUGUCAAGUGGUUGGACCAGCACUCCCGCACCUCCUACCGCGACAAGUCAUGCAACCAUGACAUCCCCUGUUUUUAUAGGGCUUACGCAACCCUCGACCGAAGCCUUACUCGAGAGCUCGACCACUCCGGCAGAAGUAGCGGGAACAACGACGGUACCACUGGCACCUUCUGGGCCAACCACACCAGAGCCUAACAAGGAACCAUCACUGCGGGAACAAAGUCGUCAACCGACACCGGCCCAAACUUCACCCCACACCGCUCCCCAUUCCCCGACCUUUCCAAUCCUCACUGCAGCCUCGUCGCGACCCCGCCGCGAAUCCGUUAUGGCUCCCAAAGUGCCUAGCCCACCGCCUGCACCGGAACCUGCAACGAAGCCUUCGAAACCUUCCCCACCGGUACCCCAGCGCGCCCACGAAUCUGAGCUUCAGCAAGGAACUGAUGUUGUUCCGGAAGCUGAGUCGAAGCGUGAGCGACCUGCAACGCGACCAAGAUCCGCACGUCACCAUGUUCCCACUCCGAAGGCACAAAGUGAGGAACCAAAACCAAUGGAGACAGGCAAGUCUACGCGAGAACUACGUCGUCACAGCAUAUUUGGCCAGAGUGCAGUGACGCUCCCCACCAGGACAAGCUCCCGGAGAAAGCCACCUCCCAAAGGAGACGUGACGUCGGCCGAGAAUGGCCAAAAAUCAGUGACGACUGUGAGGCGUGCCCAAGGCAGCAAGAAUAAGAAGAAGAAAAAGGCCGAUGAACAAGCCAAUGAAGUCGAUGACAUUGAUCCAAACGAGGAAAGGUACUGUAUAUGCGACGACGUCAGUUACGGCGAGAUGAUAUCCUGCGACAACCAUUGUGAACGCGAAUGGUUUCACCUCGAAUGCGUGGGCAUGACUUCAAAUGACAUUCCUGCUCGGCGUGCGAAAUGGUACUGCCCAGACUGCCGCAAGCAACUCGGCGUUGACGCUUAUGGCAACCCCCUCGUGCCUCCUCCUCUGCCAGGUCGACGUGCUAAUCGGAACAAAGCAUUCGUCGAAAAUAAUCACGAUUCAGAUCAAAUCAAGGUUAUUGAAAGCACUAUACACAAGUCAGACUCUGCUCUCGAAAGACCAAAAGAACGUGUAGGCUCAAUUGUUUCGCUGUCUUCCACUGGCAGCGGAGGCGACUACUCAGUCACGGACGAUAGUGAAUGCGAAGAGACGGCGGUCCACACCACCAUGUUGUCCAAAGCCACUCUCACGACGAUCGACUUGAUCAUGCGGAAAGUCGAAAUCAAUCUGAACUACGCCACGUACAUUCAAUGUGCUGGAGCAUCAUCCUCACGCGGUCAUCCAUCUGGCGCGAAUUCGACCAGUCGACGCGGCUCCGUUCAGGGCUCUAAUGGAAAGCGGAGAGCACGCGGCGAUGAUAGCUUGCAACCCGACGAAGCCGACGAUGAUGGUCCUACCAAGAGAAGACGUGUGUCUAUAGCUACGACUGAGGAUUCGGAAACCGGUCCACGAUUUGCGUGCCCUUUUUAUAAACACGAUCCGGACAGGUACCGUAACCGUCGCACCUGUCCCGGCCCUGGUUGGCCUACGGUGCAUCGGAUGAAAGAACACCUGUAUCGCGCGCAUGCGCAGCCAAUCUUCUGUCCGAGAUGCUACACCAUGUUCGACGCAGACAGCGAUCUUUCUAAUCAUCUAAGAUCGGAUCCGUGUCAAAUGACCGCACCACAACCCAUCGAAGGCAUUGACAGAGAGACACUCGCACUGCUGCGCAAACGAUCACCUCCUCUUCGCCUCGAGGAAGAUAAGUGGCGUGAUACGUACCAAAUGCUGUUUCCAGAAGUCUCCGGAGCAGAUAUUCCUUCUCCAUAUUAUGAUGGCGAUUCACCUUCAGAAGAGUCUCGCCGUUUUCGCAGAGAACUCCUCCGCCGCAUCCAGGAGGAACUCUUCGCAUCGGCUGAAAGAGAAGCCGGGCCCGUAGAGCAGAAGUUGCUGCGGCAGGUGGCUGAUAUUAUUCGCCGCUGUGAGAGCGAAUUAUUGAACUCAACGCAACAUUCAGGGAGAGCACUCGACGCGCCAGCCUUAGCCUUUGGGCCAAACCGACCCACUGAAGCCCACCCCCACCCAAAUAAUUCCCCCCUGCGUUCGCCGUUGAAUUCAUCGACCACGGAAAUAGGAACUUCCAGUAUGCGACCCAGCAGUAUGCCAUCAAGAAGUACCAUCGGCAUCUAUACUCCUUUGCACACUGAUCCAUCCCCCGCGGACGCAUCCGAAUCCUCCCCCCUGCCUUACGGCUUCUCCUUCCCACCACCGACAGCGUCAUGGGACUAUGCUGACUUGAUCGAUUGGAGCGCAGUCUUUCCCGUGGGUGGGGAGCGGAGCGAGAUGAUGGCUGUAUCGCCAUCGUCAUCGAAUACGUUGGCAAUGCCGCAUGUAUUGGGGACUUGA
Messenger RNA from Westerdykella ornata, 3867 nucleotides. RefSeq lists its product as uncharacterized. Bases 1 to 3867 code for a protein of 1288 amino acids. NCBI's taxonomy places the organism in Eukaryota, Fungi, Ascomycota, Dothideomycetes, Pleosporales, Sporormiaceae. The transcript has 5 exons. The record is from RefSeq and is a predicted model, not a curated record.